AUGGAGGAGCCUUCGACCGACACGACGCGUGCGGCGUGGAACCCGAGCCAAGCGAUGCCAGUGCCACUGCCGUCGUUGCCCACACCUUUUGAGGCCAACGUGCCGCUCGCAUCGCUUCCAGUGCCGGAAGUCUCUGUGACGGAAUCGACGAAAUUGCUGCGAUCGCCCCAAGAAGUUCCGACGAAACUGCUGGACAUGGCCUUCGUGACGCCCAUCGCCACGAUACCAAUGGAACGUUCCGAAGACGCACGUGAUACCGUUCUGCUUGCUGAGUCGAUGACGGGAAAGCGCAAGAACUUGACGGAUCAACAGCGCGCAGCGAUUGUCCACUACCUGCUUGCAAACAGUGCAGCAGGACGUCUGAAACACGGGGACAUUAAAGCCGCAGCGAUUCACUUUGGCGUGCAUCGGGCCACGAUUCGACGUCUGUGGAAACUGUACAUGGACUCUAGUGUCACGGACGGCCUUGCGGGGAACGUUGCCAGUCGGAUCAAAGGGCGUUCAGGGCGAAAGCCCAAGGUGUCGGACGAAGAGCUCAAGCGGCGAAUUGCUGCGAUUCCCGCAGAGCGACGCAUGACAGGAAGGGGGUUGUCAACAGCUCUUGAAGUGAGCAACAGUGUUGUUGUGCGUCUGAUUAAGACUGGAAAGCUCCGGCGCCACCCAAAGAAGCUGCACUACAUCAUGUAG
This is a messenger RNA of Hyaloperonospora brassicae, 687 nucleotides long. The record is from the annotation of a GenBank genome assembly. NCBI's taxonomy places the organism in Eukaryota, Oomycota, Peronosporomycetes, Peronosporales, Peronosporaceae.